GAGCGGCCAGCUGCCCCCCAGGGAGCCGAGCCCCGGCGCUGGCAGCGGCGCGGUGCUCCUGGGACAGACGGACGGACACGCCUCCCUGGGCUCGCCCCUUGCACGGGCAGGCAGAGCCGGCGGGGCCGGGGGGAGUUGCCGCGCUCAGCCCGUCCCGCAUGCGGGCAGCCAGGGGCAAAGAGGGCGCCAGCCUCGCCCGGCCACGGGGGGCGGCGCUGCUCGGCCUCCUGGCAGCCAGCGCCCUACUCGCCCUGGCCCUCCCGAGCUUCCCGGGCGCUGGCCCCUGCUGGGGGGCGAACGGGACGCGGGGCUGCCCCCGGCCUGCCAGGCGGCCUCCCCCGGCUCUGCUGGACGAGCUGAGCCGGAGGCAGCGGGACCUGCUGCGCUUGGCCACGUCUGCCGGGGACACGGAGCUGGGGCUGAGCCGCGGCGGCCGCCUGGGCUGCGGGGACCUGAGCCGCGUAACCGAGCUGGGCGUCGUGGGCUCCGGCUUCACCAAGCUGGUGCUGCGAGCGGCGCUGCCCGGGACCGGAGCCAUCGCCCUCAAGUCCGUGCACCGGGGGGGCAGCGACGUGAGCCGCUGCGUGCAGCGCUACGGGCACCCCGCCGGCUGCCACAGGCUGGCCAGCUACAAGCUGCUCAAGGAGGUGACCCUGCUGCAGCGCCUCGACCACCCCGGCGUCGUCAAGUUGCAUGGUCAGUGCUAUGAUAAUAGCUUAGAUCCUGAAAUAAGGGUCAUAGCUAUGCUGGAGCUGGGGUCCCCUCUGGAGAUGAUUCAGCUUCUGCAGACUCCCUGGGAGGAGAGAUUUAAAAUUUGCCUGAGUCUAGUGAAACUGCUGUUUUACCUGGCACAUUCCCCUCUGGGUUCAAUAGUCCUCUUGGAUUUCCAGCCAAGGCAGUUUGUUAUGGUGGAUGGAAACCUAAAAGUGACAGACAUGGACGAUGCCAGCACCGAGGAACUGUCAUGCAAGGAAGAUAAUGACUGCACACUAGACUUCCCUGGAAAAAGCUUCAUUCUCAAAUGUACUGCAGCUGGGAAAUGUGACGGACUAAAUGAAAAGAAGAAUCUUUUUAAUGCAUACCGGUAUUUUUUCACGUAUCUUUUGCCACACACUGCACCUUCUGCUUUGCGGCCCCUUCUGGGUGAUAUUCUGAACGCAACAGGUGAUUUACGAUAUGGAAUAAAUGAAACCCUAGGAGCUUUUGAAAAAGUUUUACAUUUGUACAAGUCUGGGCUAUAUCUACAGAAAAGGCUUCCUCUUUUAAAAGAAUACAUCACCCUAAAGGGAUUCCGAACCAUGGAAAUGCAUGACUAUAAAUGCUGGCCCUCCUACAGCCAUCUGGGAUGUUUGCUCUCCAUUUAUAAUGCAGAGGAAGCUGCAGCAAUCUGUAACUCUCAACCACAGUGCCAAAGUUUUAUUGUCACUCAACAGAGAACAUGGACAGGACGCCCACUCGCCUCAUUUCGAAGUAGCCUGACUGACUUAAUACCAGACGUCAAUGCUGUACUCUAUAUUAAACGAUCCGCUCCCUCGAGGGAAAGACUUUAAAAACAGUGAGAGCUCACAUAAAGUGAUUUGGGGAGGAGUCAUUGGGAAGAACAUCAUCUACCAAAAGGAAUGAUACUUUUUAUUUUGCUUUAGAUGCGAUCUCCAUACUAGCUUGGACUGUGUAAAAUGGUGGUGUCUGCUUGAUCAAAGCAGAGAUUAUCCAUAGCCAAAUGCUCUCCUCUACACAACCCCACAUGGUUGUUAACCUGUUCCCAGACUCUGCUGUUCCUUGUAAACAUUUGCAGUUUUAGUUCAAAUGCUGCAAUUUGCAGAACCUCGGCUUGCCGCUUUCGGAACUUGUCAGCGAAGGAAUAGAAAUGGCCAUGAGGUACUUGGCUGUAGUAGUCCUAGUUAGUUCAUCUGUCUUUGAAAAUCUAUGACUAAUGCACCGUUGACGAACAUACAACUCCCCAAUGAUGGGGCUGCCAAAAGGGAUUUAGUAACAUCAUAAAUGUAAAGAAUCCAUACAUUAGCGAUGAGGCCCAAGGUGCACUGUUUGGAUCCAGAGCCAUGGUUUUGGAUCUGCCCAUGGGGGUGGGAGGCAGGAGGUCUAGGUAUGCAGUUCAGAAUGCGGGGUUUGGGUUCAGUCCAUUGUGCAGGGUAAGGGGGUAGGCGUGUGGUUCAGAAUGCAGGGUUUGGGUUCAGCCUAUUGCGGGGGAGGAGGUAUGCAGUUCAGAUCCAGGGUUUUGGUUCAGCCCAUUACAGGGCAGGGGAGCAGAUGUGCAGUUCAAAUCCAGAUGCAAAGUUUGGGAUGUUUGGAUGCAGGGUUUGGGUUUGACGUGUGCGUUUUAAAACACCUGUUCCCUUGUAUCAACCUUGAAGGUUGUUCAGUGUUACUUUCAGUGAAAGAAAUUCUGCUGAGCAAAAUGUUCAAAAUAUUUGUCUGAAGUUCUAUUCUGUAUGGUAAAGAACUGCUACUUUCCUCUUGACAAUGAGGUGAAGGGGGAGGGUUGUUCUGUUGCUUUGAAGAGAUAAUAUAUUGCAUGGGCUCUCUGGGCUGAGUUCCUCUGAAAAGGCUUCAGGAUUUCUAUGCAUUUUAAACUGCAAUAAAUGGAGACAUACCCAACAUUGUGCCUGGACAGGAAUGACUGGGAGUACAGCACUGCCUGUUCUUUUUUCCGGACCAUUUUGUGGUCCAGUUCAGGAAAGCCAAAUCACAAUGUGCCUUAACCCCCAUCUGCAGAGGAACUUCCCUCAACUGAGAGCCCCAAGCACUGUGCAUAGAGCGGGACCACGCAGUCCGUGUGCGCUAUGGAGUAGGCCUUCACGGGGGUUCUCUGCACUGCUGUGAAGAAGGUAUGUUUUGGACAUGACCAAGGAUUUCAUGCCAUCUAAUGGUGAGUGUGCAGGGAGCAGUAAGACCAUAUUGGCUACUCAAUCCCCAUACUCUCAUUACCCUGCAGUGGCCAGCUGUAGGCCACAAGGGGCCACAUCCAGGACUGGCUCACGUCAGCUGAUGCGGGGCUAUAAAAUUGCACUAUGGGUGUUUGGGCUUUCUCCAGCCCAAGCCCAAAUGUCUCCAGUGCAAUUUUGUAGCUCUGCGAGCCCAAGUCUGCUUACAUGGGCCAGCCGCGGGUGUUUUAUUGGAGUGUGGACAUACCCGAUUGGGGUCUGGCUACCCCAGAGUGAGAUUCCUGAGCAUUUGCCUCAGGCUGUGCUGUGUCCCAUGCUAUUAUGUGUUUCCUAAUGUAGCUGCUCACCUGUUAGCUCAUUAGUGCUCCUAGGGUUACCAUCCAUCCAUAUUUCCCCGGACAUGUCC
This is a messenger RNA of Trachemys scripta elegans, 3309 nucleotides long. RefSeq names its product extracellular tyrosine-protein kinase PKDCC-like. The coding region runs from base 159 to 1550 and encodes 463 amino acids. Gene Ontology annotation, molecular function: non-membrane spanning protein tyrosine kinase activity; ATP binding. The record is from RefSeq and is a predicted model, not a curated record. The transcript is spliced from 7 exons. Lineage: Eukaryota; Metazoa; Chordata; Testudines; Emydidae. Gene Ontology annotation, biological process: protein phosphorylation.